Trichoderma harzianum CBS 226.95 is the source of this 1450-nucleotide messenger RNA. RefSeq names its product carbohydrate esterase family 4 protein. The record is from RefSeq and is a predicted model, not a curated record. Gene Ontology annotation, molecular function: chitin binding; hydrolase activity, acting on carbon-nitrogen (but not peptide) bonds. Lineage: Eukaryota; Fungi; Ascomycota; Sordariomycetes; Hypocreales; Hypocreaceae. Gene Ontology annotation, biological process: carbohydrate metabolic process. The coding region runs from base 1 to 1416 and encodes 471 amino acids. The transcript is spliced from 6 exons.
AUGAAGCACCUCAAAGUUGCCAUCGGGGUGAUCGCCCUCCUGAUUACUCAAACGGCUGCCGUUCCUCAGGCUAGUAUUGCUGCUCAGAAUACUCUCUGCGGUCCUGGUCUCGGAAGUUGUGUUGGGGGAUGCUGCUCUGAGUUUGGUCAUUGUGGUACUACCACGCAAUACUGCUCAGGAUCGCAAUGCCAGCUCGACUACAGCGACUCCUGCGACACACAAGUCGGCCCUGGUGGAAGAAGCACUGAAAAUAUCGAUCGGCCUUUCUUUGGCGACGUCCCAUACGCGGAGACUAUCACUGAGUGUGACACUCCGGGUCUUGUUGCCUUGACAUUCGAUGACGGACCCUACGAGUACACGAACCAGCUGCUUGACCUUCUAGACGAAUACAAAGUCAAGGCUACAUUCUUCAUAGCCGGACACAACAGAGGCAAAGGCCGCAUUGAUGAUGAGUCUACCGGGUAUCCAAGAGUUCUGCGGCGCAUGCGAAACGCCGGGCAUCAGCUGGCCAGCCACACUUGGACCCAUCGCAAUCUUAACGGUGUCAGCGAACAUGUCCAAAGAACAGAAAUGAUCUACAACGAGAUGGCUUUUCGCAACAUCUUUGGCUUCGUCCCGACAUACAUGCGUCCGCCUUUCCUGGAGUGCGGCUCGAGCUCUGGAUGCAUCGAUACGAUGGAAGAACUCGGCUACCACGUCAUUAGCACCAAUCUGGAUACCAAGGAUUAUGAAAAUGACGACCCUGUGUUGAUCCAAAAGUCCAAGGACAAGUUCUUCUCCGUGCAAUCAUCCGAUGAGACAGAUCACAGUUACAUCGUUCUUGCACACGAUGUGCAUUAUCAGACCGUGGUGACGCUUGCCAAGUACAUGAUUGAAACCUCCAAGGAGCGAGGGUACAAACUGGUGACAGUUGGCGAGUGUCUUGGCGAUCCUCCUGAGAACUGGUAUCGUUUGGCUCCCUCUAGGCGCGGGUUGGACACCUAUCAGGAGAUACCACCGGUAAACGACACAAAUCACGAGUUGCCGCCUACGCCAAAGCUCAAUGUCUCAACGGACCAGAGAUGUGGCGUCCAAGGGAAAAAUACCACUUGCAAGGGCUCUCUUUUUGGUGACUGCUGCUCAUAUUUUGGUUACUGUGGAAGAAGCGACGAUUAUUGUAUCACAAGCUGUGAUCGCAAUUUCGGAGACUGCCACCCUCCUCCGCCUGGCGACGGCAAAGGACAGGCACCCAUUCUCGCCACAACAAACGGCCUUUGCGGAGAAGCCCAUACAGCUACGUGUCUUCACUUUGGGAAAAAGAAGUGCUGUUCCCAGUGGGGCUUUUGCGGCAAUAGCGACAAGCAUUGUCUCGUUGAACUUGGAUGCCAAAAGGGUUAUGGUCUUUGCCUCAGCCCAGGCAAUUUUACUGGGGUGUGAAUUAUGUCUAGAUGAUUAGUCUUUUGAUUACUGC